Panicum hallii is the source of this 2399-nucleotide messenger RNA. Its product is annotated as disease resistance protein RGA2-like. The transcript is spliced from 3 exons. The record is from RefSeq and is a predicted model, not a curated record. NCBI's taxonomy places the organism in Eukaryota, Viridiplantae, Streptophyta, Magnoliopsida, Poales, Poaceae. Gene Ontology annotation, molecular function: ADP binding. Bases 948 to 2291 code for a protein of 447 amino acids.
GAUCUGCGCUUCCAAACGCCAUGAUCUUUUUUUUUCCUUCUCUUCUUCUGGCACUCGGCAUAUGAAUGUGUCGAGCAUACUGUAGCCUUUGUACAUGCAUUUUGUCAAGAUAUUGAGUUGCUGAAGCAUUGCUUGGUUUGUGAUGCACCUGCCCUCUGCCUCCUGGACGGUGAGACAAAUGCGCUGCAGCAUCCAUUGCAGUCUUUGCAUGCUGUCCUCCUUAGAUGUUGCUUGGUUCAAGUACUUAUCAAUUAACAAGGAGAGGGAUCGUGUGGCAAGUUCACCUAUGAUUGCAGAGAUGGCUGCAUCCAUUGGGCCAAACUUCUCCUGCAACUGCAAGAUGGUGUAGUGGAUCCAUGAGAGCGUAUGGGAUUUAUAGUGUAUACUGGUGUAAUGUAACAUUUGGUAAUAUGAAUUUUUUUUGUGGUUAAGGAGGAGUUUGGGAAAAGAGCAAAGAGGGAAUCAUGUGUGGCGGAAAAACAUUCCACUGGGGUAAAGAGUAAAAAACUAAACAGCUGGAGGAUUUUUUGUCACUUUCAUGGCCGAGGAAAGUCCAAAAUUUAUUUGAAAUGCCUUCUCUUUGUCCUCAGUAGAACCAUAGAAGGGCAGGGUACUGUUUCAGACACGUAAAAUAGAUGGGCAGCUUUGCAGUAGGGUCCCAUAGUUGAUGAUGGCACUGUGUCACUAAGCAAAGGUCUGAGAGUCAAGAUCUGUACCUUUCUCAGCUGGUAGUGAUAUUCAUUGACAAUGAUGGAGAGGAAAUGUAAAUCCAGCGAAAAAAGGAGUCCCAAGGGUCAAAGAUGAAGCAUCUCGUGCAUGGACCGUCAUAUUGGACCGACCUUUUGUAGACUUGUACUAUCCUGGGUGAACUAGCCUCUAGAUCCAUAAAUUUCUUCAUCAGCAAAAGCUCCAAGCCAAAGGUGCUGGGUGUGGAGGACAGCCUGCAAAUGGCUCUCAUUCGAGCACAAGUUAUCAUCGACGAGGCCACAGGACGCCACAUCACGAACCAAGCUAUGCUCCAGCAGGUGGACAUGAUAAGAGAUGCCAUGUACCAAGGCUGUUACAUACUUGACGCCUUCAGAUACCUAUAUCACGAUGAGGAGAAUACCAAAGAUCAGGUUGUGAGUAAUUCUUUCUCCCUGUCAAAAGUAAAUUCUCUGAAAGGAAUCUAUUCUUCCAAUAAAAAGACACGGAUUUUGGAACAAUUGCAAGACACCCUUGACAAUUUGAACUGUAUGAUCCUUGAUAUGAAAGAGCUGGUUGUGUUCAUGACGAGCUACUCUCGCCUCUACCGCCAGCCAUAUAGCAUGCAUCUACUGCUGGGAAACUGCAUGUUCGGCCACCAGAUGGAAGCAGAGCUUGUCCUCAAUUUCCUAUUGCACGCACAACCUAAUGGUGCUGAAGAAUUGGAGGUCUUGCCACUUGUCGGUCCUGGCAAAGUUGGCAAGAGCACCCUUGUCGCACAUGUUUGCAAUGAUGAAAGAGUCCGUGAUCAUUUCUUAGAAAUCGUGUUCAUGAGCGACCACGAUUUCAAAGAUGAAAAGUUAACCUAUCUUGGGGAAAGAUGUGUGAAGAAACAUCAAAAGCCCAUGUUGAAGAAAGAUGGGAGGCUGCUAGUCGUUGUUGAGAUGGCUGGAGACAUGAACGAAGAUGAGUGGAAGAGGCAGUAUGCUGCUUCAAAAAGGUGUAUGACAAAGGGUAGUAAAAUCAUAAUCACAAGCCGGUCUGACAAGAUCACAAAGCUUGGAACGACGAGGGCAGUAACACUGAAAUAUAUGUCUCAUGAAGCAUGCUGGUACUUCUUCAAAACACUUACAUUUGGAAGCACAGACCCCAUGAUGCACCCGAGGAUGAUAUGUCUAGCCAUGGAGAUAUCCAGGAUGCUGAAAGGGUCUCUCUUUAGUGCAGUGGCCAUUAUCUGUUUGCUGAGGGACAACUUUAACACCCACUUCUGGUGCAAGGUUGUGACUUUUUUUAGAUGGUUCAUCAAGUGGCACGUCUCCGAAUUCGGUGAGCAUCCAUCCGUUGUUCUGAACCAAAAUAAACCUGCACACCUUUGGAGAAUGGCUAGAACUUCUGAAGAGAUUGUGGUUUACCAUCAAUAUGAGGGCUCUUCACAAGAGGAGCUUCCGACGAUAGCAUUCCCAAGUGUGUUGUAUGGGAGCGUGAAGCCCUCUGGGAGAUUUGAAGCCCUAGUAUGGAGGUCUCAGAUACCGCCCUACUAUAACUAUAUCUAUACUUGUGAGAUUCGCGAUCUGAAAACUAAUGCUGCUAAGAGGAAGCGUUCUUAGUUCUGUUAUUUUGAAGCUUAGAUACGUGUAUAUCUGUAUAUGUUUUGAUAGGGUGUCUCCACUCACAAUUUAUAAACAUAUAUAGUAAUAAAAAAUGAUAUGAUGUCA